Oppia nitens is the source of this 1098-nucleotide messenger RNA. Its product is annotated as venom protease-like. Bases 1 to 1098 code for a protein of 365 amino acids. The transcript is spliced from 3 exons. Gene Ontology annotation, molecular function: serine-type endopeptidase activity. Lineage: Eukaryota; Metazoa; Arthropoda; Arachnida; Sarcoptiformes; Oppiidae. The record is from RefSeq and is a predicted model, not a curated record. Gene Ontology annotation, biological process: proteolysis.
AUGUGGACACCGUGUCGUCAUCGUCAUCGGUGGCCGCCAUCAGCUGAAGAACGAUCACUAAACUCGAUGAUGUGCUGUUCGUCGGACACGGAUUUUCAGGCCGAACUGUUGACAGAGAUAGACACCGAUAGACAAGUGUUAGUAACGGACAAUAGUACCGCUGAUAGUGUUGUUGUUGUCGUCGACAAUAGGGAUAUCCAUCAUAUAUUUGACGACAAUAUGGACGACGUCGACAACCAGAACCCGCAAUGCGGUGUUUCCCGAUUUGUGGCCAAAAUGUUGGCCAUAAAUAUGACUGCCGCCGCCUCCAGACGACGAUCCAAUAUCGAGCGCAGUGUUAUGAAUCUACUCUAUCCGAUGGCCUAUCGUAUAGUCAUGGGCUAUGACGUCCAUCCGGGACAGUCACCCUGGAUGACGACACUCUACUAUUAUGAUUAUUUUGUUUGCGGCGCCGCAAUCAUUGACCACUGGCACGUCGUGACGGCGGCCCAUUGUUUUGACCGCAGUCGUCGAUCUUACAAUUAUUACAUAAGAGUCGGUUCCGUAAAGAUAUUCAACGGUACUCUAUAUACUAUCAGUGCUAUCCAUCGACACCAUCGGUACAGCCGUUACCGUAUAUAUCACGACAUUGCUAUCAUACGAUUGUCACAGCCUAUUGUAUUCACUAGCGAAGUGGGACCGAUAUGUUUGCCACUCAUUGAGUGGCUCAAUAGGACACAGUUGAUCGGCGAGAGUGUCUAUGUGGCCGGUUAUGGCGACACGGCAUACGAAGGCCAGCCAUCAUCACUGUUACAAGAGGUCGAUCUACUGGUGCUCGACAACGAACAUUGCGAAUACAACUAUAUGACACUAAGGGAAAGUCGGGUUCGGUUUCCAGUGGGUAUUAAACGGUCGCUUAUGUGUGCCGGCUAUGAACAGGGAGGCAAAGAUGCCUGUCAGGGCGAUUCUGGCGGUCCGCUAACCUAUCAAUACAAUUUCCAAAACUAUUUAUUAGGUAUUGUAUCAUUUGGCUACCAGUGCGGUCUAGCCGACUAUCCCGGUGUCUAUACCUAUGUUCCCUAUUAUUUAGAUUGGAUAUACAGUAUAAUCACCAAUUAA